Molecule: messenger RNA, 313 nt
Organism: Staurois parvus
Lineage: Eukaryota; Metazoa; Chordata; Amphibia; Anura; Ranidae
Source: the annotation of a GenBank genome assembly
AGGAGUUUUCAUUCUGCUCUAGGAGGAUGCAGAACCCCGGAUCUCUGUCUGGACAGUGUUGAUUGGCCCUGUGCUGAUCAUAUCCACUCUCCCAAGAAAGAAAAAAAAAAUACCUCUAGCAAUACACACCAAGCUGAGCAUGUACAAAGUGACUCCACACGAUAUGUCUUAUUGGAAGAAGGGGAGCAUCAAAGAAGUCAGGAUCAACCAGCCCUUUUACACAAGGCAGAGGAUUAACCCCUUAGGUUCCAUAUUGAAGUAUGCUUUAUUGCAUAUACAGACUGAUUUACUGUUGUGGGUUUAGUAACACUUU